Messenger RNA from Ipomoea triloba (trilobed morning glory), 2181 nucleotides. RefSeq names its product tRNA-specific adenosine deaminase TAD3. Gene Ontology annotation, biological process: tRNA wobble adenosine to inosine editing. NCBI's taxonomy places the organism in Eukaryota, Viridiplantae, Streptophyta, Magnoliopsida, Solanales, Convolvulaceae. The record is from RefSeq and is a predicted model, not a curated record. The transcript has 9 exons. Gene Ontology annotation, cellular component: nucleus; cytoplasm. Bases 478 to 1833 code for a protein of 451 amino acids. Gene Ontology annotation, molecular function: tRNA-specific adenosine-34 deaminase activity.
AUUAUUUAUUUUUUUAACCAUAAUUUUAUUUUUUAAUAUUAUUUUUGUUAUAUAAAUUUAAAAAAUGCCGAUACAUUUGUGCUAAGUUUGUCAUAUAUAAUCCUUCUUCAUUUGUCUCUACACCUGUUCGGCUGUUCCAGCAUCUGUUCUUGCUCCUCAAAUGAGGACUUUCGAUAGGCAUUAGGAAGAACUUAGCACUUUCCAGUAGCAAGAACUCAAAUAAAAAAAAUUACGUUUAAGGAUUUAAAAAUUUAACUAAAAAAACCUUCCGUUAAUCACUUAACCGGAAAAUUUUGAUUCAGUUAAUUCAGUUCUAUUAACCGAAUGUUCACCCCUCGUUUACACUGGGGCCUGGGCGGAGGAAAGACAAAUCUAAAAUUACAAAUAGACCCUUUCUAAUAUUCCCUCUGCAAUUUGUAUUUAUUUCUUUCUAUCCACGGCCUCGGGUAUGCUACAUUCGCUCAGUGGGUGAAAAUUAUGCCAGUUCAUAGGUUUUUAUUUCAACACUUAUCUAUUGCACUAGAAGUUGAAGGAACAAUGAGUAGUAGCAAUGAAGUUGAGUGCGGCUGGAAAAUCGUUCACAUUCCUGAUAAGCCCCCCGUUCUGCCUCACCUACAACCCACUGUGAAUGUGUAUGCUGCUGAAAUUGAACCUAAAGAUGCUAAUACUUUAGUAAGGAAGUUAAAUCAAAUUUGUCCACUGGAAAACCUGCGGCAUGUAAAGCGGAUACGCAAGAAGUGCAUCGAUGGAGGAAAACCUCAGUUAUCUUUAAUUUUGUCUAUGACAAAUGAAGAUGCUGGUGGCAUGCCAAGCAAUGUGCUGGAGCUUGUGAAAUCAUACCAGUUGAGUACUUUCAUCACAAAAGUCUGCAGAUAUGCUGCAUCAACAAAAGAAGAAUGGGAAGAACAGUGUAAACUUUGGCCAACUUCCUUCCAUCCACCGACAUACAAUAUCAGUGGCAUAACUGGGUUUAGUGAAGAGGAAUCACAAUCAGUUUUCAGCUUUAUGAAAUCAGCAAUUAAUUUGGCAAAAUCCAUUGAUGGCCUGGUGAUCAAUGCUGCUAUCAUUGUGGACCCUUCAACUAAACAGGUAAUUGCAAGUGCCUGUGAUGAAGUGGUGUCUUUGAACAGUUCCAGAAAUGAGGCCAGGGAGGGCAUAAACUGCUCUAGUCAACGAGAAGCCUCUAGUCGCACCAGAGCAACUGAUAUGGCUGACCAACCAAAAUUGCUUUCAGAUGAUUCCUCAAACAAACCUAUAGCAGUUUAUGAUAAUAUUUCAUGUUUACAUCCUUGGAAGUGGGCAGAGCAACAAUUUAGUGCUAGCUUCAGUUCUUGGCAUCCUUUAAGGCAUGCGGCUGUAGUUGCUAUUGACCAUUCAGCUACCAGGGAUCGACAGCUUUUUCCCUCUGCAGGAUAUAAUGGAUAUCAUUUUGCUCAAGAGGAUUGUGUGCUUUCUCCUCUAGUUGGGUCUCCAUCAAAAAGGCAAAAGGUCAAUCCAACAGAUGUGAAGGAUAUGGAGAAUCAAACUGUAAACCCUUCUGAUGAAUCAAGCAGACCUUAUUUAUGUACGGGCUAUGACAUCUACCUUGUUUGGGAGCCAUGUUCUAUGUGUGCAAUGGCCCUUGUCCAUCAAAGAGUUAGGCGUAUCUUUUAUGCUUUCCCAAAUCUUAAUGCUGGUGCGCUUGGAAGUGUUCACAGAUUACAAGGGGAAAGAAGCUUGAAUCACCACUAUGCUGUAUUCAGGGUUUUGUUGCCCAAAGAUACUUUGAGAGCUGAAGCAUUAGAUGCUGGAACUACUUUGAAUGAUGAAACCAUAGUUCAAGUAUCAUGCUGAGUGACCCGCUUUUUACUGCAUCUUUCCGAGUCUGCCCAGCCUUAGCAAUUUGAGAGAGAUUAGAAGAGACUAUUAGAUGUGAGCUGAUGAGUAUAAUAUCAAGAUUUGGAUUCAUCAAACUUGGAAGACUGACAAAAAUGUAGUGCAACCUUGUGAGAUCAUCCAAUUUGUGUCUAACUUGUAGCUUCAAAUUUUUUCUUCUUGUAGUUGUAACAGUUCAUGUUUGUAUACUCCAUUAUAACUUUUCCCUAGUCCCACACUGGGAGCCAGCUUUACUGCCUAAUAUAUUUGGACUUUAUGUAUCGGUAACAUCUAUUCAUUGAUUAAACUAACUUUUUUAUUUUUUAA